CAAAAUUUUAAUAAACCAAGAUGUCAGCGCCCAGAGAGGUACUCUUCACGAGUGACGCUUCAGGUCAACUAUGGAAUUCCUGUGUUUGGGAUUUCCAUACUGGCACCAGUUUAAUGCAGUAUAGAGGUGGGAGUUCUGGUAGUCAUAGUUUAUGUCUUUUAGGAGAUGAUUAUUUAGUCGGUGGAGGGGGACAGAAAUCUCUUGUCAAUGUUUGGGAAUUACAGAGAAAGGAUCAGAAUCAGUUAAAGAUAAUAUUACCAGGAAAAGUGAACUGUAUCUCUGCCUCACCAGAUGGCAAUUAUUGUAUUUUUGGAAUUGCUGAAAAAAUUUAUAUUUGGCAGACAUGUUCAGGGAAUUUAUUAAAAGUUAUCAGUCGUCAUUAUCUUGAUGUAAAGUGUAUUAAAUUCACUGAUGAUGGUAGCCAUUUUAUAUCUGGUGGUGAAGAUAAUUUAGUUAUUGUAUGGUGUCUAGCAAGGACAAUUUCAUCAACAGAUUUUCCUUUGUCUAAACCAGAACCUAAAUAUGUUUGGUCUGGACAUUCAUUACCUAUUAGAGAUGUGCAUGUUGGAGCAGGUGGUGUUAGAGCUAGAGUUAUCUCCUCUUCAUUAGAUCAAACUUGUAAAUUAUGGGAUAUGGCAACAGGUGAACUAUUAUGUUCUUUUAUCUUUGAUACCCCCAUUAUAUCAGUUUCUAUGGAUGCAGCAGAAAUGAGAAUAUUUGCAGGUUCAACCAAUGGAAACAUUUUCUGUGUUAAUUUAUAUGGAGAGCCUAUACGAACAGAAAGACAUAUAGGUAAUACAGCAGGAGAAGGAAUUAAUAUCUUUAAAGGUCACAGUUCUCAAGUAAAUUGUUUAUGUGUUUCUAUGGAUGGUACAGUAUUGGCAUCAGGGUCAGAUGAUAGUACAGUUAAACUAUGGGAUAUACACAGUGGUCAGUGUAUACGAACAUUAGAUCAUAAAGGUGCGGUUACAAAUGCUUUUAUAAGUCUAACACCGUAUAAUGUAUUAAAUCCUGAUAGUAAACCAUUUUUACACGUACAACAGUUUAAACGACAUUUACAUACAUCAUGUGUUGAGAUGAGGAUUAGAAAUAAUAAAAGAAAAAUUGACGAUGACAAUGAAAAGGCAUUAUUAGAAUUAGUGCAUUCUAAGUCUUCAGUGCCAUCAGAGAACGAGAAUGAUGUAAAUGCUGUUCAAGAAGUUGUUGAACUCAAGUCAAAAGUUUCCAAAUUAAAAUCUGUAAACAAAGAACUUUAUGAAUAUUCAGUGAAACAAAUUGUAAAUAAAAAAAAGAAAUGAUAAUAAAGA
Patella vulgata (common limpet) is the source of this 1307-nucleotide messenger RNA. Its product is annotated as WD repeat-containing protein 18. Gene Ontology annotation, biological process: rRNA processing; DNA-templated DNA replication. NCBI's taxonomy places the organism in Eukaryota, Metazoa, Mollusca, Gastropoda, Patellidae. Bases 21 to 1298 code for a protein of 425 amino acids. Gene Ontology annotation, molecular function: protein binding. The transcript is spliced from 11 exons. Gene Ontology annotation, cellular component: nuclear pre-replicative complex. The record is from RefSeq and is a predicted model, not a curated record.